Molecule: messenger RNA, 1792 nt
Organism: Gorilla gorilla gorilla (western lowland gorilla)
Lineage: Eukaryota; Metazoa; Chordata; Mammalia; Primates; Hominidae
Gene: SUGCT
Product: succinyl-CoA:glutarate-CoA transferase
Exons: 15
Coding region: 92-1507 (471 amino acids)
Cellular component (GO): mitochondrion
Molecular function (GO): succinate-hydroxymethylglutarate CoA-transferase activity
Source: RefSeq, a predicted model, not a curated record
GCCCGGCGAGGGCGGGGUCUGCGGCGUCCGUGGGCGCCCCCCAGUGGCGGCGGGUGGCGCCGCACGGAGUUCGCCGCUUGCACCGGGACCGAUGCCAUCUGAGACGCACGCGAUGCUGGCGACGCUGGCGAGGGUGGCAGCUCUGCGCAGAACCUGCCUCUUCUCCGGCCGGGGCGGCGGGAGGGGGCUGUGGACUGGCCGCCCGCAGUCAGAUAUGAACAAUAUAAAGCCAUUGGAAGGGGUAAAAAUUCUGGAUCUAACAAGAGUCCUGGCAGGACCUUUUGCUACUAUGAAUUUAGGAGAUCUUGGAGCAGAAGUUAUAAAAGUGGAGAGACCAGGAUCUGGUGAUGAUACACGAACUUGGGGGCCACCUUUUGUUGGGACAGAAAGUACAUAUUAUCUCAGUGUUAACCGAAAUAAAAAAAGUAUUGCUGUUAAUAUCAAGGAUCCAAAAGGGGUGAAAAUCAUCAAAGAGCUUGCAGCUGUUUGUGAUGUGUUUGUGGAAAACUAUGUCCCUGGCAAACUGUCUGCAAUGGGCCUGGGAUAUGAAGAUAUAGACGAGAUUGCUCCUCACAUCAUCUAUUGUUCCAUCACAGGGUAUGGUCAGACAGGUCCAAUUUCUCAGCGAGCUGGUUAUGAUGCUGUUGCCUCGGCUAUUUCUGGUCUGAUGCACAUCACAGGGCCUGAGAAUGGAGAUCCAGUUCGCCCAGGAGUAGCUAUGACUGAUCUUGCCACUGGCCUGUAUGCAUAUGGAGCUAUUAUGGCUGGAUUGAUACAAAAAUACAAAACUGGGAAAGGACUGUUCAUUGAUUGUAACCUACUAUCAUCCCAGGUGGCGUGUUUGUCUCACAUAGCUGCAAAUUAUCUUAUUGGUCAAAAGGAAGCAAAACGUUGGGGUACAGCUCAUGGCAGUAUCGUUCCUUACCAGGCUUUUAAAACCAAGGAUGGCUAUAUUGUAGUUGGAGCAGGAAAUAACCAGCAGUUUGCCACCGUGUGCAAGAUCUUGGAUUUGCCUGAGUUGAUUGAUAAUUCCAAGUAUAAAACUAACCACCUUCGGGUACACAAUAGAAAAGAGCUUAUUAAAAUAUUAUCUGAGCGGUUUGAAGAAGAACUGACCAGCAAGUGGUUACAUCUUUUUGAAGGCAGUGGAGUCCCGUAUGGCCCAAUCAACAACAUGAAGAAUGUAUUUGCAGAACCUCAGGUCCAGUCUGUGGAGUGGCUGCAUAAGGGAGACAUCUUGAUGAAGAAGACUUUAUAUAACAAAACAAUAACCAUAACGGUAUUACACAAUGGCCUUGUUAUGGAGAUGGAGCAUCCAACUGUGGGGAAGAUUUCCGUCCCAGGCCCAGCUGUGAGAUACAGUAAGUUCAAGAUGUCAGAGGCCAGACCGCCUCCCCUGCUCGGGCAGCACACAACGCACAUCCUGAAGGAGGUCCUGAGAUACGAUGACAGGGCCAUCGGGGAGCUGCUCAGCGCUGGAGUGGUGGACCAACAUGAAACUCACUGACAAAGGAAAAGGGCUCUUCCUCAUAACCUCGAUCCAAAUACACUGGCAAAGGCAACACUUUGCUUGGACCCUUCUCCCCAGUUCUGAUACCACUAAAAAGAAGAUUUAGAGUAACUCCAGAUUUCUUACAUGGCAUCUCCAGAAUGGCUCUGGUAUUAAUGAAUCUAGUGCCUUUUAAAUGUACCCCACGUUUUGUUCCCUACCAUCUUUUUUUUUCAGAUGAUGAUUUCAUUAUGGAUUUGUGGGAUUUUUAAAAAUAAAGAUUUAAUUUUUUUCCUGGAAAAA